AUGGGCGAAAAAGUAUGCGCUCUACUGGAUAGAUUCGCGAUACUCAUACAAAUACUGUUGGGUACGAUUGCAUUCUCGACAUUAAUUUAUAAGCGACAUCGUGAACGACCGCAGAGACCUGUUAAAAUUUGGUUAUUCGAUGUGAGCAAACAAGUCAUUGGAGCAUGUAUGAUGCACGGACUAAAUUUGCUUGCUUCUCUUAUAGCAGGAAAAAAUGAACAGGAAGUCACAAAUCCAUGUGUUUGGUAUUUUCUUAAUAUAUUUAUGGAUUGUACAUUAGGCGUUUUUGUUUUAUUUUUACUUCUCAAAUUAUUACAUACGGGCCUGACUUCGCUUGGGAUACAAGGGUUACGAAGUGGUGACUACGACAUGCCACCAAGACGCGCAUGGUGGCUCAAACAACUAGCAAUAUUCCUUGUCAGCCUGUUCACCAUGAAAAUGAUCAUCGUGUUAGUCAUUCAAAUUGCACCAUUCCUAUUUAAAUUCGGUGCAUGGGCAAUAAACUGGACUGAAUCCGACCCAAAAUUACAAAUCGUAUUCGUCAUGUUAAUUUUUCCACUCAUCAUGAACAUUGUACAGUUCUGGCUGGUCGAUCAAGUGAUCAAGAAACGAUUUGAGCAUAUAAAAUUGGAUAAUACAAGUGACGCGUUCGCGGAUGAAGAUGAUGUGUUUUUACAUCGAGAAUAUAGUCUGGAUGGAGAUUCGCCGUUGUCCGCACAUCAUCGAUAUAGUAGUAGUGAUCCAGCACGUCAACACAAAAACAAUAAUAGUUCCAAUUUACCGAUGAUGCUGUUGAGUAGGGCUUCGUUAAAUGAUGAUAAUAAAGAGAAUAAUAUCAGUAUUCAACAACAUUCAAGUGACGAUUCUACAUAUAUCGAGUUUAAAAAGAAACCGGACUCAAAAAGAGAUUUAUAG
Molecule: messenger RNA, 915 nt
Organism: Ambispora leptoticha
Lineage: Eukaryota; Fungi; Glomeromycota; Glomeromycetes; Archaeosporales; Ambisporaceae
Source: the annotation of a GenBank genome assembly